AUGGAGCCCAAGCACUUCGACCACGAGGAGGAGCUCUGGUGCAAGAUCAGCAACGUCAAGCUGAGCGAGAAGUCGCGCCUGAAGGACGACGAGGUGAAGCCGGUCAAGGACGACGAGUCCCGGGCGGCUCAGGCCAAGUUGGACCUGGAGGUCGAGCGCGAGUGGAAGCAGUUGCAGGAUGCCGGCGCCGGGAAAAUUGAGAUCGCCAGCAGUUCGUGGGCCAAGAGUGUCUGCAAAGGGCUUACCAUCAACCACAUGAACAUGCGCUGCGCCGACACGGGUCGACUGAUGUGGCAGUCAGAUGAAUGGGGUGACGACAUCUAUCGUGUGGAGCAGAAAGCGCGUCUUCCGGUGGACAUUCUCAAGUGCUCGGCAGUGUCGCGCGAGAUCAACUUCAGCUCCGCCGAGGAGAUCUCGCAGUUUCGACUCGAGCAGCGAGUUUUCCUCGACGGAAGCUGCAUUGAAGAAUGGCUUUUCAACUUUGGCUACGUGAUCCCGGGAUCAACCAACACGUGGCAACAGACCAUCGAGUCGGCAGGUCCAGAGAACAUGCUGGACCCAGAGAUGAUGAGUGGCAAGCUCACGAUCGAGACGGCAUUCUACGACGGCCAACUGCCGAUUGCCAAGACCGUCUACAGAAUAUAUUAUGUCUGA
Messenger RNA from Phytophthora sojae, 654 nucleotides. RefSeq lists its product as hypothetical. Bases 1 to 654 code for a protein of 217 amino acids. Lineage: Eukaryota; Oomycota; Peronosporomycetes; Peronosporales; Peronosporaceae. Gene Ontology annotation, cellular component: cytoplasm. The transcript is spliced from 6 exons. The record is from RefSeq and is a predicted model, not a curated record.